AUGCACCAACCGGACAGCGUAUGGGCCAUGGUGCGACGUGGCCACGGGAGUGGUUCUGAUGAUCCUCAACAGGUUCGACCCCAUCUCAUCCCACCAGAGGACCUCAUUCCAGAACACGGGGUCUAUGCGGUCAAUCGCCCUUGGUUUUGGCAGCAUGAUCAGGCCACACUUGGGCCGCGACUUCGCCUUGAUCCGCUUCCUCUACGAGCCUCUUCUGAUGCCGUGUCUGAAGAUGGAUGGUUGGGGGUGUAUGUUUACACCCCUUAUUAUCAAACUGUUACGGCUGCGGUCAGGCCGACCAGCAACCGGCCACUGCAGGAAGUCAAAGACAUCAUCAGAGACAAGGUUCCAGGGGUUCCACAGGAUAUCUUCGAAGUCAUAGUCCCUCUUCGCCCUCAGAGGUUUGCAGGAUACGGUUCUUUCAUUCGGUUCCCUGACAUCAUCCGUCACCAAGGCCCGGAUGGUCAUGCGGCCGUCGUUCUUGAUCUUACCUAUGUCGGAGGGCGUUAUUUUGCAACCGUCCUGCCAAAACGCAUCGAAUACCACGAACUCAUCCGCUUCAUUGUCCCACUCACCCAUCACAGCGAUGAGCCCCUUCGUCUCUACGUUGCCUCCAACCGACAAGCUUGGCCAGAAGAUGUCCCUGUUGACCUCCGCGACGGGGAUGUUGUACUUGCUCUGCAUGGGGACUCCGCGGCUCCCACCAGAAACAGGAUCGAAGCCCUGUUCCAACCGGAUGCAGAGUGGGGUGACCUGAGGCAUUUCCCGGCAGUCGAGACCACACAGUCCACCUGUGUUCUCUUUGGGGAUCAAAAGUUUUGUUUUCCACCACACCACCACUACGGAGAGACGAUCGUACAGGCCACAGCCAGGUGUGUUGGCAGGGCUCCUCAUGCCAUCUCGCUCUGUCUUUUCCCGACACAUGAUUUGGACAUACAUGGAGACGCGUGCUCCCAGACCAUCGUCGCCAUCGACCGCCCGACCCCACAGCAAGAAGGCACGCCACACACGGGCAGGCGAGAUGUCUUUGUUUUGUGCGAUCUCCGUCCCUUUGGCCGCAGCCUCAGGUUCAUACAUACCCACUACCCUGCCAUUUACCUGCAAGGUGCGAUUUCCAUGUUCGAGUUAUCGGUUCCUCCUAUCUAUCGCAUUGCUGUAUUUGGGGGAACCUACGAUAGGGCCGACAUUGGGGUCGUAGGCAAUACCACACUGCUUUUCUACCCACGCCUUUGCAGCCUUGAUGAGCAGGCCUCAUGGCCGAGGACUCCCCGACGGCUGCCUCUGCGACCGGGCCUAGAGACUACGAAGCCUACAUUGAGGAAGCUUUUGGUCCCACAGGGAUUUCCUCUCGCGACCCAGUCGAGCCUACUGCCGGCAGCGCCACUGCCAAUGCACCGCCUUGUGUCACAAGUGGUGAAGGACUUCCCACCAUUGCAGAAGCCGCUUACCCCGAGGCCGCAAUGCCCGGGGGCCACCGCGGAGCAAAGGCAGGCAGACCAUACUGGCAGAUACCAUCCCCCGUACGAACCAUACGGACCAGACCCGCCUGCCUUUGCUGUCGAGGCUCGGAGCCCCACUGAGGAUGAGGCCGACGUCGCCUGGAUGCAAAUCCUUGCUCUUGUGCAUACACCGGCCUAUGUCCCUGAGCUCUACACUGUGCCCAUGCGCUUCUUUUGUGGGGUCGAUCAUGCCAUUGAGGACGUUCAGACGGCUAGGGACGACCUGCGAUCCUCUUGGUUCCCACGGCUCUUUGCGGUCCAACCGCAACCCUUUCGCGAGUUCGCUUCGUUCAUUGCGUUACCCGAAUGGGAGAUCGCAGGUUCCAUGGUUCUGUUCGACUGCCGCCACCUGGGUACUGGAACCUUUGCCGGUGUCGUCCCCGCUAUGGCGACUCGUGACCAGCUGCUCCUUGUUGCAGGUGUCGGAGAAGAUGCCACACAUCAUGUCUUUGUACACGGCCUACUUCAGGCCUUGCCACCAGAUCAGCCUAUUGCCACCUUCUCUGGCAUGCUCAUUGCAGUUCUUCCACAAGGGAUGAAUGCGUUUGGCAUGUACGACCUGCCCACGAUGUUGCUGCACCGGGAACAUUGGGACCUCCAGGCCGACCUCCCCGGCCCCACUUACGUUCCGGGUCAUUACUUCAGCUUAAUGACUGAACGAGGGAUUGUCGGUUUUGAGGUUGGUGCUGGACGCCGUCCGGAACUUCGCAAUGAUGUUGCAGUACACCUUGGCAUUCCUGUUGCACAGCUCUUGCUCAAACCCACAGCACCGCAGGUCGUAGAUCACUUGUGCGACGGCCACAUCUCCAGUGGGGUUCUACUCGCCUCAGGCAACCCGGCGUCUCCACUGUCCCCAUCAGGCGCCUCACAUGGACCUGACGGUCCUAUCACCAUCGUGCUUGAUGCUCGGCGACUAUUACAGGGCUUCCACAGACUCCUCCUCCCGGAGUCAUUUGUGUCCCUGUAUACGAUAGUUGGGCCCUUCACCAGACUGUGCCCAGAUGGCUACUUUGUUUCUGUUAAGGGUGCCGCCGUUCAGACCAGAGCCGACGGACCAGGCUUCCUUGUCAGAAGUGGUCAGCUCUUAUACUUAGAAUUCCAGGAAGACUUGCCUCUUGAUGACAUCCAUGGGGAAGACGAUGGUGGCGACCAGCCAACGCGAGCUCCUGCUUCCGGAGACUCUCCACCACACGAUCCGGACCAAGCGGAGCUGCCCACGCGUAGCCGCUCUCCCCGCGGCAGAGAUCAUGACAACAGCCCUGCCCCGACAAACGGCGGACGGCAGCACGCUCCAGGCCAUGGACUUGGAAGGGACAAUGAUACCCCGGCCGUGUCCUUCCCAUCAGCGUGCCCAAUAGCCUCGACCACCACUACCACUGCGGAGCCGGGACCUGCGCCGCAGGAUACGCAGACCCCAGGCGAGGAAGGCUCCCAUACUGGAGGGUCGACGCCCCCAUCACCAGGGGGACUAGCACCCGAUCAGUAUGAUGAUGCACCCCUUUCAUACCCGGUCACUUUUGGCGUUCUUGCACAGGAUUACACGAUUGAGACUGUGGUUGUUUUGCUUGAGCUGCCAUCCACUCCGGCUGCGGCCUUAGCUGCGGUAGCUACGGCAAGGUCGAUGAAAGGUGGGGUCUUCUCAUCGCCACCCCCGACUGGAUUGGGGAGGGGGUUUUCGCUUGCUUUGAUACUUAUGCCUUUGCCGAGCGCCUGUUUGUCAUGCCUGUCCCCCCCAUCUGCAGUGACUUUCCUCCUAGACGCUGCGAACGUCGACUUUGAAGAUAUCCCAGAUGUCUAUGUCGACGGCACUGGGCCUUUGCAGCCCCAUGAGGAAGCCUUCCUCACCAACGGCUCCUGCGUACAGUUCCUUCCUCGAGGACAUCCUCGUUCCGAGGUUGCGAGCUUUGCCGAGAUGCUGCAAUCACAUCUCCCCUGGGCCUCGCCUCCUGCCUUCCCGGCUCACGAUCCUCGUGAUCGCUAUUGUCUAGUCGGUCAGGAAGGUUGCAGAAUCUUUGAUGUUACUGGUGGUCGGGCUCAGUGCUAUCGGGAGGACGUCGCCAGCUCGAUCGGUUGCCGCACCACCGAGCUGCUGCUCUUGCCUGCGCAUACUAGGGUACACAAUGCCAGUGUUUGGGGUCGUCGCUGUCACACUGUUGUCAUCGCCCUUUCCAUUGGUGGACUUGCCCUUGACAGCCAACCAGUCGCUGCUCUCAUCGAUGCACGUCGCAUUCUGCAAGGUUGGAUCCCUGUCCUUACCCUAGACGGUUGGCUUGACACUCACCCACCACUCCGUGCUCUGUCUGCAAGUCUGCCGAUUGGGAGAUGUGCCAAAUUUGUCGGGGUUCCCACGGAUGUGCAGUGGGUCAACAUAUUACACCGGUCCUCGUCCGAUCGGGCCAACGUCGAGGUCAGUCGGAUGACUCGGCUCUCACGCCAGGCAACUGACCAACAGUGCUCAGCAUGGCUACCGGGGCCCCUCAGCUGCAUAGUCCGCAUGUGGAAGUGUGGAGACACGACUCAUGACGUCCGUGCUGCGGACAUCCACACUCUCACCCCUGCCCGUUGUGCAGCCUAUACUCGUGGUGCUGCGGAGCACUCCACGGGCGCCCCGCGCCCCACCAGUUUUGGUUGCUACCUUCUCCUUGCUGGUCUGCUCCCUCUCGCUGGUCUCCUUUGCGCAGCAAUAGCGUCAUUGAUUGACGUUGCUUGCCGUGACACUGCAUGCCGCAUCGCUCUCGGUGUUUCUUUGCUUCACACACGGGGGCAUCGGCCUUCUCCGGCAUCCGGCGUUCUCCUGCUUCUCUGCCUUUCUGCUCUCUCUGGUGCUGCCGGCGUGCAACUUCCGCUGCCCUUCACAGAGGUCGCUACAUCAGGUAUCCGGCCUCAUCAGAUCGGAUGUAGCGUUGCUGCCGGCCGUGCCAUCCCCACCCCAUGCAGAAGCACCCAUGCGCGACCCUGUGUGCGCACACCUUCCCUGCCCCAUACGGAGGGACCAGGAAGAGAAGUCCGCGGCAGUGCGGGAGAGUCGGAGGAACAUUGCCUUGCACACCUGCAGACACUCCUGGAUCAAAGCGCGGCGGCGUCUGACCGUUGGGCAUUCCUGAGUGCCACUCUGCUGGACACUCUGCUUGAGCACGCUGCUGGCAAUGCCCCAUGCACAGAGUAUGCACCUGCUCCAGUCGGAUGUUACCCUCACCACGCCCCAUUACGUCUCUCCGAGCAUCUACCCGAGGCUGUCACCUUUGACAUAUCUGGUGCUGCGUUUUGCCCCGAGUGCGACAUAGACACUGUUGCCCGUGUGACCCGACCUCACUGGGCCCUCCAGGAAACAGUGCCAGCCGCGGCAUCCAUUGGACAUAACUGGGAGCCAUGUCCGGUUGCACUUGCCUCUUUGGAACGUCUUGACGUCUACACCGAUGGCUCUUUCGGCGACGGGAAGAGUGCGUGGGCCUUUGCAGUUUUCGGUACCCUGCAGGGCGCACAGGUUCUUGUUGGGUGGGCAGGUGCACCAGUUGUGCUUGAAGCGACCCAUCCCCACUACAUCCAUGGCCAUAGCCACACAGCCCUUACUGGAGAGCAGUGCGCCCUCUUUUGGGCACAUGCAUGGUUGCUCCAAGCUCCCCGCACCGUCCCGGCUGCUAUACAUGCUGACUGCGAGGUCGCCCUUCGCCAAGCCACUGGCAGAUAUGGAUCGGCCACGCAGCAGGGCCUUGCGGGUGCGUGUCGACAAGUAGGGCAGGCGGUCCAAGCAGUCCAUCCCAAGUUUGACCCAAACAUUUCCCAUGUGCGGUCCCACCAAGGCCAGCCCUGCAAUGAACUGGUUGAUCGCCUCGCGAAGCACGUCAAUCACGACGGCCUUGUGUAUGCCUGCGGGUCCCCUGGCCUCACUGACCUUGCUGGCAUGUGUCGCUCCGGGGCGCUUGGCUGGCUUUGGCUUGCCAUUUCGGCAAUCCAAUCUCCUGCACUCUGGCCCCAGUACGUUCACUCUGGCUUUACUGACAAGGACCGCCUCACGGAUGUCUCCACACUGUCGGCAGAUGAAUGUCGCCCCCUGUUUGGGCUCCCCCGGGACAUUGCACCCAUGUCCUCACUGACUUCCUUCUGUGCCCAGCUUUGUAUCUUCACGCUGAAUGUCCAGUCCCUUGCGGAACCUUCUUCUCCCGAGGACCCUACCACUUCCUCAGGAGAUUUCAAAGGCCGUGCGGCCUUCCUGCGAGAGCAAUUUGACCACUACGGGGCUCAUGUGGUUGCCCUUCAGGAAGCUAGAGCCAAAGCUGACAGUACCAUGAUUUCCCAGACGCAUGUCAGGUACUGUACUGCCAAGGACUCCCAGGGAAAUUUUGGUGUAGAACUUUGGUUUUCUCGAGUGCACUCCUUUGCGAAGGCCGGGGGAACGGCGAUCCAUUUUGCUCCCGAAAAUUUCCUUGUGCUGGACUCCAGUCCACGGGACCUCUUUGUCAGGUUUUCCAGAGGUAGUUUGCGUAUUCUGUUCAUCGCCGUCCAUGCUCCCGGGGCUACACAUCCACAGCAUGCUGCAUGGUGGAGUGGACUUCGGACGAAGCUCGAUCGCUUCGCCAGAGGCAGUGCGGUGAUUCUUCUCGGCGAUUACAACACACAUUUCUCUGAAAGCGUCAGUGGACACGUUGGAGAGCUGGUUUGGCCGUCGCCACACUCCCCAGCACCUGCUCUCCUUGCCUUGCUUCGUGAUUACCAAUUGUGGAUCCCUUCCACUUUUUCAGCCUGCCACUCGGGCACCUCGGAAACCUGGUGGCCACCGGCCGGAGGCCCUGGUGCACGCCUUGACUACAUUGCUAUUCCUGCCACAUGGAGCACCUUUCAGGAUGGCUCUCAAGUCUUUGCCGCUCUGGAUUGGGGUCAGGCGAGGGAUGAUCACCAUGCACUCCGCACAUGGGUCUCCUUCUCCGACCAUGGUCACUAUGGCCGCAGCAAGAGCCGGCCGACAUAUGACAGGGCAGCCAUGCUCACUGAUGAGGGCCGGGCUACUCUUGAUCGUAUCUUCGCCGAAGCACCACCCCAACCAUGGGACCUCAGUGUCCACCGCCAUUAUGCCAAUCUGCAGGACUACCUCUCCCGGUCUCUUGCAGUCGCAUUUCCUGCGGUACGUGGGCGCUGUCGUGCUUCGCACUUCAGUGCGCAUACUUGGCAACUCCGGCAACGCCGGGUGUGGCUCCGGCGCCAGGUCUCUGUUCUGCGGCCCCGAACAGACUGCUCCCGCACGGCUUGCGCUCUCCUUGCGUGGCGUCGACGCCUCCCGCUCCCAACAGCAUCCGUGAUCUCUGCUCUCAGGAAUGCACGUGAUAUCAUCACCCUCAGCCAACAUGUUGAUGCACUGCGAGCCACCAAAGCAGAACUCAGACGCGCCAUCCGGGCUGAUGUCAGCAGCCGCAUCUCUGAGGCUGCUGCUACGGCUUCCACUGCUGUCACUGGGGAUGUUGUCUCGCGCCUGCAAUGUCUGCUUGGCCCUUCUGCCAGGCGAUCUAGGAAUACGCGCGGCCUCCCACGCUUGCAAAAGCCGGAUGGCUCCACUGCGCAGGCCGUUGAAGAGGUGACCGACACUUGGAUCGAACACUUCUCCGGCAUUGAGGGCGGACAAUCCCGUACCCCGACUGCUCUUGUUGCGGCUUGCAUCUCCCAACAGCAGACCCGCGACAUAGAGGAUCUUGUCCUCUCUGCCGAGGAUGUCCCGACUCUCUCUGAGCUCGAAGCUGCCUUCAGAAGCACACAGCUGCAUCGGGCCUUUGGGGUCGACGCGAUCCCCGCCGAGGCGUUGCAUGCCGCGCCAGGCAUGGCUGCUCGAGCCUUCUUCGGCGUCAUGCUUAAAUCCUUCAUGCGCAUUGAGGAACCCAUCCAUUGGAAGGGUGGAUCUUUAUACUCAGUUUGGAAGGGCAAGGCCGCUCCACACCUCUGCUCCUCGUAUCGCGGGAUCCUCGUGUCAUCCACGGUUGGGAAGGCAUACCACAAGAUCCUCAGGCAACGGUGUGUGCCAGCGCUGACUGCCGCAGCCACACCACUUCAGGUAGGAGGAUUGCCUCGACGGCCUGUGACACUUGCUGCGCAUGUGGUGAGAGCCCACCAGGCAUGGGCGGCUUCUCGUGGACAUUCCCAAGCUACGGUGUUUCUCGACCUCCGCGAAGCCUUUUAUCGAAUCAUGCGGCCUCUCGUUGUCGGUUUCAGUGGCUCGGAUGCCGACAUUGCCAACAUCGUUCGUGCCGUGCAGCUGCCUCCUGAGGUUAUGCACGACUUGCAAAACCAUCUGCAGCAGCAGUCCUUGUUUGAACAAGCCGGAGCUUCCCCCUGGCAAGCUGCAGUGACCAGCGAGGCGCUCUGUUGUACUUGGUUCCGUUUCGAACACAGCGAACGCAUCACCGAAACCGGAAUCGGCACCCGCCCGGGCGACAAUCUUGCAGAUGUCGUCUUCAGUUUUGUCUUCGCUCGGGUACUGCACCAAGUCCGGUCCGCGAUUGAUGAUGCUGUUGGGGUCACCAAGGUUCCAUGGCACAGUGACAUGCUUGACAAUCCCUGGCCUGUUGCGUCAUCCCCCAGCGGACACUUGCCCCUUUUAGACUGUACUUGGAUGGACGAUGCAGCCCUUGUCAUCCAAUCAGCCACAGCCGACGACAUGCCCGCGAAGCUCCGCUGUACCAUUGGGGCACUGCUUGAUGGCUGCUUGGGCCGGGCGCUUCUGCCCAACCUCGACAGGGGCAAAACCGAAGCGGUUCUUGCCUUGACUGGGCGAGGAUCUCGAAAGCUUCGAGCUGCUCUGUUCAGCGAUGCCACUCCCCAUAUCGACUCUCUGAUUCGGCACCGGACUGCCUUGGCCUGGGGCGCCUUCAACCGCCGGCGCAAGAAAGUCUUCGCGUCCAGCUUUGUCGCGAUUGCUGACAAGACUAUAUUGUUUGACUCCUUGGUGCUCUCGGUGCUUCUCUAUGGGGCGGGUACUUGGAGCCAGCUCUCCCCCGCCGAAGAACAGUGCAUCACAGCGACUUACUUCCAGAUGGCCUGCCACCUUCUCCGGCCACAUUACAGCGUACUUCAAGCCCGGCACCUUGGGCAAGCCCGUGUUCUCGCCCUUGCAGGGCUCCCCACUGUCCCUACGCUUCUGCACCUUGCCCGUCUUCGGCAUCUUGCUUCGUGUGUGACUGACAGCAUUCCUGACCUGUGGGCACUGUUGCAUGCUGAGGGGGCCUGGCUUGCUUCUGUGCGUGGAUCCCUGAAGUGGUUGCAAGGCCUUCUUGAGUCGGAGGCCUCCGCCGACACCAGUGCGUGGUGGUCGUGCAUCCGGCCCCUCAUCCAGCGUACACCGGGUACAUGGAAAAGGAUGCUGCGCAAGGCCCAGCAAAGAGCUGUACGGCAGGAGGCAUGGACCUCGGCUGCGGUAUUUCACACCGGCCUUCUGGUGCGGCAGCUUCGGCUUGCGGGGGCCAUCCUGAUCUCCCCUCCCCCCGAAGGCGACCACAACCGUCAAUGCUGCGGCGAGGAUGCGGGACGAUUCCAGGCCCCAGUCCUACAGGCACAGGGACCCACCCUGCCACUUUUGUCACAGGAGUGGGCUGAUGAGCCCACCCGCCCGGUUGCCGAGAUCAUCGAUUGUUUACAACAUGUUGGCACCGACGUCGCGGAGGGCGAUGCCCCUGCAGUUUGGUCCCAAGUCCGUGUUGCCUUCGCCUGUGUGUGUGCCACCAUUUUACGCCUUCGCAUCACGGCCGAGGUCUUUGCCGAAUCGUUGCGAAGUGGCGGCGACUUCCCUUCUUGGCUUGUGCCGCUCCUUGGUGAGAUCAUGGAUUGGAUUCAGACGGCUGACCUUGUCGACUGGCUUGUCCCGAAUUCUGACCUGGCCCCCGAGCCCAGCCAGACAUUUCGUGACGGUCCUUUGCUGCUUGCCGCGCUGGAGGUGGGUGCGAUACACCUACCACGUCCCACGCAGCGACCGACCGAGCCGGUCUGCAUCUGUGUUGGCCCUAACGCUUGGUGCUCUGAGCCACCGAGACAGGGCCCACUCAGUGUCGCCUUCUCCUUUGAUGAGUGCAUGGCCACUCUGGGCUCGGGGUCUUCUCUCUCCUUCUUCGAUGGCCCCUUCGAUGAUGUCUCUUUCGAUAUUUGUCUGGACUCCUGGAUGGGCUUUUCCCAGGUUCCGGGUCCUCACCUCCCGGCAAAGACAUUCCAUGCCUCUCUGUCGAUUGAGACCCUUCUCGGUGAUCUCUUCCGCUUUGCCCUUCGACUCUGGGAUCAAGGCGUGCCUACUCGACUUUUCUGUCGCCGAUCAGCCAGGGCGCACCUAUAUCCCUUGUUCGAAUUACGGGGUCUCGUCCUGUCAGAACAGACGGACUGGGAUGUUGUUUCGAAUAGCGGAUGA
Symbiodinium sp. CCMP2592 is the source of this 9873-nucleotide messenger RNA. Lineage: Eukaryota; Dinophyceae; Suessiales; Symbiodiniaceae. The record is from the annotation of a GenBank genome assembly.